Molecule: messenger RNA, 2157 nt
Organism: Oryza brachyantha (malo sina)
Lineage: Eukaryota; Viridiplantae; Streptophyta; Magnoliopsida; Poales; Poaceae
Product: probable amidase At4g34880
Exons: 5
Coding region: 46-1581 (511 amino acids)
Source: RefSeq, a predicted model, not a curated record
UUGGAAAUAAACAAGGCCUAGGCUGAAGCAGAGAGCACCUGCACCAUGGCUCAGCUGCGGCUGCUGCUCGCCGCGGCCAUGGUCGCCGUCGCCGCCGUCUGCUCCGCCUCCGCCGGGUUCGAGUUCGAGGAGGCCACCGUCGACGCCAUCCGGCACGGCUUCAAGAGCGGCCGCCUCACCUCCAAGCAGCUCGUCCUCUUCUACCUCGACCGCAUCGCCCGCCUCGACCCGCUGCUGCGCGCCGUCCUCGAGGUCAACCCGGACGCGCUCGCGCAGGCGGCGCGCGCCGACGCCGAGCGCGCCGCGGGCCACCGCCGGAGCUGCGGGCCGCUGCACGGCGUGCCCGUCCUCCUCAAGGACAACGUCGCCACGCGCGACCGGCUCAACACCACGGCCGGCUCGCUGGCGCUGCUGGGCUCCGUCGUCCGCCGCGACGCCGGCGUGGCGGCCCGCCUCCGCGCCGCCGGCGCCGUCAUCCUCGGCAAGGCCAACCCCUCCGAGUGGUCGCACUUCCGCGACACCGCCGUCCCGAGCGGCUGGAGCGCCCGCGGCGGCCAGACGCUGAACCCGUACGUGCUGUCGGCCGACCCGUGCGGGUCGAGCAGCGGUUCGGCGGUGGCGGCGGCGGCGAACUUGGCGGCGGUGACGCUGGGGACGGAGACCGACGGGUCGAUACUCUGCCCGGCGUCGAAGAAUUCGGUGGUCGGGAUUAAGCCGACGGUGGGGCUGACCAGCCGGGCCGGCGUCAUCCCCAUCUCCCCUCGACAGGACACUGUUGGUCCAAUAUGUCGUACAGUGUCAGAUGCUGUCCAUGUGUUGGAUGCAAUUGUUGGGUAUGAUGCACUUGAUGCUGAAGCCACUGGAGCCGCAUCCAAAUACAUCCCUAGGGGAGGAUAUGGACAGUUCUUAAAGAUGGAUGGAUUCAGGGGCAAGAGGAUUGGUAUUCUCAAUGGCUUUUUCGUAAAACCAUAUGGGAAGAAACAGCUGGACGUAUACCAAAAACACAUUGCAGAAAUGAGGAAACAUGGAGCCACGGUGAUAGAGAACAUCGAGAUCGUGGAAAAUCUGAACGAAACGACAAAGAUUCAUCUUUGGAGCAUAGAUCUUGUCCUAAUGCAAGCAGAGUUCAAGUUAAGCCUGAAUGCUUAUCUGUCAGACUUGCUCUACUCCCCAGUUCGUUCCCUUGCGGAUGUCAUAGCAUUCAACAAUGCACAUCCUGUGGAGGAGAGGAUUAAAGAUUUUGGCCAGAGCCUUCUUAUUGAUUCCGAGAAGACCAAUGGCAUUGGACCCGACGAGAAAAGCAUGCUCGAGAUCAUCGACUACGUGUCCACAGAAGGGCUGGAGAAGCUGAUGAGGACGCACCGGCUGGACGCCAUCGUGACGCCCAACAACGAUGCGAGCUCCUUCUUCGCCAUCGGCGGCAUGCCGGCGAUCACCGUGCCGGCGGGGUACGAUGAUGAGGGAGUGCCGUUUGGUAUUUGCUUCGGUGGGUUGAAGGGCUACGAGCCGAGGCUGAUCGAGAUGGCCUAUGCUUUUGAGCAAGGCACCAAGGUUCGAAGGACGCCUAGCUUCAAGGCCUAGUGUAUAAUGUACGUAUUGGCUUUGCAAGGAUUUCAAUCAAAAUGGAACUGCGUAGCCGUUUGGUUCUGGUGUCCAAUUCAUCCUUUUGUAAAAUUUGGUAGUUCAAUGCAUUGUAUGUCCAUUUGCUCAUUAUCUGUACUACUAUAAACAUUGCUAGUGGUGAUGGUGUUAGCGUCAGAUUUGGCAAAUUGCCGUUACAAACUGAAACAUGAUUAAAGACCAAAUCCGACAACAAAAGGCGAAUCGGCUGGGGAAAGAAGAAUCGGCUGGGGAAAGAAGAGUAAAGACGACACGGAUGCAGCCGAUAGAGUUUGAAUCGGAUAGGGAAUGGAGUCCGAUUGGGCCCAGAAGCUUAGGGAUAGAUUCGGUAUUAAUCAAGAGUCUGUGUAAAUUAGUUGGUUUUUAUCUUAGAGUUUGUUUAGGAUUUUAUAUUUAAUUAGAGUCUAAAUACAAUAAGUUAUUAAUACGGGUUCUUAUCCGCCAAGUUAGUUAAACCCGAGGGUAUAAAUAUGUGUGCCCAGGGUCAUUGUAUAUCAUCAAUCAGAUCAAAUACAUACCUUCGGCGCAUCGCCAAAA